This is a messenger RNA of Rhincodon typus (whale shark), 428 nucleotides long. RefSeq names its product ATP synthase subunit g, mitochondrial-like. The transcript has 2 exons. The coding region runs from base 122 to 343 and encodes 73 amino acids. The record is from RefSeq and is a predicted model, not a curated record. Gene Ontology annotation, molecular function: proton transmembrane transporter activity. Gene Ontology annotation, biological process: proton motive force-driven ATP synthesis. Lineage: Eukaryota; Metazoa; Chordata; Chondrichthyes; Orectolobiformes; Rhincodontidae.
CUAUGAAAGGGCCUGUUCAGUUAUACGCGGAGGACCCCGAGUGGAUAUUGUGGAGUCAGGCAGUGAGCUGGGUUGCUGUAGCGGGGGUCCUGGUAGUUGUCCGGACGGUGACAUUGCGAAUAUGGCGGACGCGGCUCGGAGGCUGAUGCAGAACCUGGUGACCCGGGGCCCGAAACUCGCCCUCGGUAACUGCCUAGAGGCCCGCCCGCCCGCUCGCUCGCUCGCUCACUCACUCACUCACCUGGAUGCCCUGAGGAACACACUGGUGGUCACUGAAAUUGUGAUGUGGUUUUACAUUGGCGAGGUCAUUGGUCGACGAAGCUUGAUUGGAUAUAAAGUCUGAACUAUGCUCUGUGUUGAACCAGCAUUCCAUUGUAAAUGAAUGAAUAAUAUUUCAAAUUAAAUAAAACCAUUAUUAGGACUUCAAA